GACGUCUUCUCGGAGCACAAAGUGAGAACGCAUCUCGGUGGGAUCCCGCUCCGUCCUCCUCGCGCGUUACAAAGCCCCCGGACCCACAAGGACGGACUCCAACCGCGUCUGACGCGUUCAGGGACGUUUUUUUAUUUCCAUUUUCUCGGUUGUUGUUGUUGUUUUGUUUUUGUUCAUUUUAAUUUUGACGGAAAUCUGCUUUUUUGUCCGCGGGAUACCGAUGGCCCCCCCCACCACCACCGUCCCCAGCAUCAGCACCACCAUCAGCACCACCACCGGAGGGCCGUCGGGCCAGCCAGGACGGCCGGGAUUCAACCCGCACACCUAGCAGCUCGCGCCACCGCUGAGGACGCCCGCACCCGACCGACCGAGCUGCCUUAACUGACCUCUGACCCUAGCAACAAGACCCUAGCAACAGAACGCCAUCCCGCCUCCUCGUCAUGACGCAGCAGCGGGUCGACUGAUUCAACCGGAGAGAUCUGAAAGAUGAGCGAGAGCAGGAGGAGGAGGAGGGAGCCGAGAGACGCCGAACGGGAAGAAAAUUAGGACAAAAAGGAUGUGAAUGUGGCACGUUUCUGACCCCUCCCCCCCACCCCUCCAUGCGCUGGUCAUUAAACCAAACGUCCCUGGAACAAUAUCAACAUUUCUAACCGGCGACAGAACACCAAAAAAAAAACUUCCAGCUUCAUAGGAACCAACGAUGUAGAGGAUGACAGCGGUGACGAUUGUUGAUUCCUGUUGCACUGAACUACAAAACACCGUCACACGAUUGUCUCUUGCUGACGAAAUCUGGAGCUGAAUCGGUUUCAACGGCAACUCACUAAGAUUGUGUUUCAGAGAAAGACAACCAAAUCCCAGCAACAACAAGAUUGUACAAAAGAACUGGAGAUGCUUGUCUGGAGAUAUGUAUAUUUAUACACGUUGGAAUAAAACUUGAAAAACAUACGAGGUGGGAGAACAAAAGGAUCUACACAUUUUGGGCAUUGGGGAAUCGAAGCAGAGUGAGACUCCGCGAUGACGCACCUGCACGCCGGCCUGAGCGCCGAGACCACGGAGAAGGCUCGCUUAGAGCUCAAUGAAAACCCCGAUACUCUGCACCAGGACAUCCAGCAGGUGCGAGACAUGAUCGUGACGCGGCCGGACAUCGGAUUCCUGCGGACGGACGACGACUUCAUCCUGCGGUUCCUGAGAGCCAGGAAGUUCAACCAGAUGGAGACCUUCAGGCUGCUGGCCCAGUACUUCCAGUUCAGGCAGCAGAACCUGGACAUGUUCCAGAGCUUCAAGGUGGACGACCCCGGGAUUAAGCGGGCGUUGAUGGACGGUUUCCCCGGCGUGCUGGACACCCCGGACCAACAUGGGCGAAAGAUCCUCAUCCUGUUCGCCUCCAACUGGGACCAGAGCAGGAACUCGUUCACGGACAUCCUGCGGGCCAUCCUGCUCUCUCUGGAGGUUCUGAUCGAGAACCCGGAGCUCCAGAUCAACGGCUUCAUCCUCAUCAUCGACUGGAGCAACUUCUCCUUCAAACAGGCCUCCAAGCUCACGCCCAACAUCCUCAAACUGGCCAUCGAGGGCCUUCAGGUAAACUCUGAUCCACCUGCACACCAGAGGACUACUAAUGAGGGGAGAAGGUCCACUACUGGACAGAUACUUCCUGCUUCUGACCCGGUGCACCAAUCACAUCAGUGUAUCUGA
Etheostoma cragini (Arkansas darter) is the source of this 1692-nucleotide messenger RNA. RefSeq names its product clavesin-1-like. The record is from RefSeq and is a predicted model, not a curated record. Gene Ontology annotation, cellular component: membrane. The transcript has 6 exons. Lineage: Eukaryota; Metazoa; Chordata; Actinopteri; Perciformes; Percidae. Bases 1015 to 1692 code for a protein of 225 amino acids. Gene Ontology annotation, molecular function: phosphatidylinositol bisphosphate binding.